Rhodotorula graminis WP1 is the source of this 1084-nucleotide messenger RNA. RefSeq lists its product as uncharacterized. Bases 1 to 921 code for a protein of 306 amino acids. The transcript is spliced from 3 exons. NCBI's taxonomy places the organism in Eukaryota, Fungi, Basidiomycota, Microbotryomycetes, Sporidiobolales, Sporidiobolaceae. The record is from RefSeq and is a predicted model, not a curated record.
AUGGCGACCCUCGAACGACCUCGACCCGAGGCCACCACGGCCCCCUCGGACGCCUCGUUCGCCACCACGGCCGUCCCCUCGCCCUUCCCCGAGCAUGCCGCGAUCCGCUCCACCAGCGAGGGCUCGCGCGGGAGGACCAUGGUCCCCGGCCCGUCGCACCGCCAAGCCGUCGCCGACCAGGACGACAUGAGCGCCUCGCGCUCGCCCAACGGCAGCCGCAGCGGCCUCAGCCGCGUCGUCGGCCAGUUCAAGCGCGCCAUGAGCGCCAGCCGCGACCGCUCGGCCGGCGCAGCCGAGUCGCAGGACCGCGGACGCCGCACGAGCGUCGACACGGCCGUCCAGCACGACGAGCCGCGAGGCCGUUCCCCCCUCUCUGCCUUCCAGCCUCGCUCCGUCUCUCGCGGCCCGUCAACCCACUCGAUCCAGACCAACGCCGACGGCUCGUCGACCAUGUACCCGCUCUCCAAAUCGCAGACGCGCUCGUCGUCGCGCGGCCGUGCCCCGCCCGGCGGCAAGGUCUUCUCGACCGGGCGCGGCGGCGCCGGCAACCUGAUCGGCGUCGCGCGCGACGAGGACAUGUCCGAGUUCAACGGCGAGGAGGACGCCAACGUCGUGCGCGCCGUCAAGGAGGACCGCAGCCGGUCGCGCGAGCGCUCGGGCCGCCCAGAGGUCGGCACGACGGGGCGCGGCGGGCGCGGCAACAUCCGCAGCGCGAGUCGCGGCCGGGACCUCGAGCUCGGUCGCGUCCCGACCGUCCUUGAGGAGCAGGAGCGCGCCGCCAACGAGGACGAGGAGCUGCGGUACCAGGAGGUGUUGCGCAAGCGCGAGCGCGACGGGCCCGACCACUACGUCAGCUCGGGACGAGGCGGCGCGGGCAACAUUUUCAGCACGUUCCGGCGAGCCCCUUCGCAAUCUCGAUGACCCACCCUCCCAGCUUCGACCUCUCCCAUGGCCCGCGUCACAGCUCGCAGCCUACCGCCCCCCUCGCUGGGUCUGUACCACUCCUGUCUCCCGUCGUACCUUCGUUCCACCGUUGUCAUCAAUCCCCCUCGACGCUGCUCAACGCGGCCAAGUUUCCCCAGUC